AUGUCCGAGGAGCUGGAGAACCAGCGGCUCGAGUUCGACCACAAAACUGUUCCUAAACAAGGUUUUAGUUUUUCAUUUGAUUAGUUUAUUCAUGAGUUAAUUAUUUUCCUCUAACCAUUUUCUGUAGGAUAGAAAUCGCAGAGAACUCUUCUCAUUAGAAACCUACGUGGAGCUUUGAAAAUUUUCAGUUUUCGUUUUUUAGAACCCCAUCGGUAUCAGGAAAUAAGGUUAAAAAGGAUACAAAGUUUAAUAGUUUUUCUCAUUUUUUUAAAGUUUUUCUCAUCAUUUUUUUACAAAAAGUUUUUUUGACUCUUGACCAGCAAACCUCGAAAAUUUUGAAAAGUCUGUUUUACGAAUUUCCUUUGGCCCACAAAAAUUGAAGUUAUUCCUUGAUCUCGUAUUUUGUGUAGAUCAGAACUGUAGCGCCAAAAAGGAAAUGUCGGCAUUUUUGUCCUCCAUUGUGAUAUUUCUACUCGGACCUCGGUAACGCGAAACGGACGCUUCUGAGAAAUUCUAGAUAUCACUUAAGAGUUCUGAAGCUACUAUAGUGAUGACUAGAAAUGUUUCGACACGCCCGGCUCGCUUUACGAAGGGCCGAAGAUCCUGAACUUCCUUAAUUUUCUCAAAACUUCCUCAAAACCUCAUUUUUUUUCUCAUUCUUUCAAGAUCGUAACGAAUACUUUUUUUCAAAUUUUUUAUUUUGGGAAUUCUAAAAAUUUUAAAAAGCCAAAAUCCAAAUUUUUCCGAGGACCGACUCUUCUGAGGUCUGGAUAACAUGCAAAAAAGGAGGAAAUUUUUGAGCUUUAACUCUCAAAAGCUGAAUUUGUAGACUCCUAGUGCACCCAAGAUUUUUGAGCCGAUUUUAAGAAGUUUUAUGAGUUGCCGGUUGAAUAUACUUCAAUUUUCAGGCCAACGUAUGUUUGUAUAACGUGGAAAUGAUUGAUUUGCAGAACCAGAAGAGCUGGAAGACGUAGAAGAACUGGUGGAACGGGAAGAUGAGCUGAUGGAAGCCGCCUCGAGUUCCAACGGAAGCGUCCAUCCUCCGUCAGAAGAAGAAAUUCACGUUCGUUUUCCUUCCCGCAAUUACCUGAGCGAAUCGUUUGGCUGACCUUGAAUCUGUCGUUUUCCCCUUCACUUAGGGAAAUUCUGAGGUCGUUCGGUUUUAAACACGUUUUGAGAAAGUGACUAUAAUGCAAGAUUUUUUUUUUAGUUUUUAGGUCUUCUAGAGGCUAUCUAAACAUUAAUUUAAUCAAAUUUAAUCACAAGCAUCCAUUUUGAUAGCAAUAAGAGAAAAAUUUCUGCUUUUAAGCGUUGAUUGGAAGUAUGCUCAAAAUAUCCUUCACCUGUCAAAAAUUGUUAUAUUUAGCCUUUUUUGCCUCUUUUUUUAUCGAAAUUUCAUCAAGUUUUGGAUUUCAAAUCUUUCUCAAAUUUCAUCAAAUCUGAACCUUGCUAAACUCGUAAAAGAAGCGCUUCAGGAAAAAGGAUCAUAAGUUUAUUCAUUUCACUAUAUUUUCUUGAACUGCGUAUUAGAAUUCUUCCGAGUUUUUUCGAAUCUGAACAUUUUCAGCUACGCCUGAUAGACUGCGUGAGAAGUGAGCCGGCCCUUUUUGACCCCAGCGACGAGAAUUUCGGAACAAAACGAAGUUCGCAAGCGUUCCGGAAUCAAACCUGGAAUCAUUUCACCGACGAACUCAAUUGGAAUAGUUCGUUUUCACUUUUUUUUUCUCGUAAAUAAAAAGCUUUUGAAGAAAAUAAUCAAUUGAUUUUCAGGUCCCGUCUCAAUGCAGUCCAUUUGGAAAUCACUAAAAGAGCGGUAUAUCCGAAAAAGGAAAGGCGGACAGGUUAAUAUUAUUCUUUUUUUAUAGUUCUGAUUUCUUUGGAGUCUGUUGAAAAAUGAUGGUUUAUUAAAAAUGAAGGAACGAUUCGCAUUUUCCUUUUCAAAAACUUCAUCAAUUUUCUUCGACAUUCAAAACGGUUAUUUUGACUUUUUUUUUUGUUAAGCUGAAUUCAUUUCCCUAGUUUAUUCAAGAGCCCGAACUUUUAUUUAUACAAGUAAUUCAGGUGGAAGCUGAAGAUCGGGAAAUUUUGACCCCAAAAGUUCUCGAAGCGAUGCGGUUUUUCGACCCAUUUUUUGGCCUUUCUUCGAAUUCCAAUCCCAAUCCAGGUUCUUUUCUUUCCCUUUUUCGAACCAUAAAACGAGCGAACAAAUAUUCAAAUGUGGAAAAAUCUAUCACGAGAAACAAAGGUAAAAUUCUCUGACUCUUAAAAUAAUUCAUAAGUGACAAAAUCUGACAAAAAUUCGUUUAACAGUUUUUAUUAAAGCUCUCCUAGAUCGUUUUUCAAUUCAGUUUUUUUUUUCGAAUUCUGAAUUUAACUCGAGCCGCAACGCGACCGCGGUGCUAUGAGCCAUUCUGAUUGCGGCCAGACUCUUGAAUUCUCGAAAAAUGAAGUACAUCGUUAAAGAACAUUUUUCCUUGUUUUACUCCAUUUUCUAAAGCGCUCGGAAUAAAGAAAAAAUGAUCGUGCAGUGAAAUGUUAUAUUUUGCUAGAAAACGUAAUUGUCGACGUGAAAUAUUCAUUAUAUAUGAAUACGUAGCAACGAUCUUUUUCAGAUUCGAGUAAUAAAUAUUUUUGCAGCUUGCAUAUUAACACGCGAAAAAGACGUUUGGGAAUCGCCGCACUCUCAAACAAUCCCCCAUGACGUCAUGAUUUCAGGGUUCGUUUUCGGUUCAAUACCUAGAAAAUAUUAUUUUUCCUUCUUUUUAGGUAUAAACCGCAGACGCCGACGGCCAGGACCAGAAUGAUGGAAAAUGAACCCGUCACUACUAAUAGCACCGGUUUGUUUCAAACUUACUGGAGACUUGAAAUUAUUGAAGACUUUAAGAAAUAAUAUUGUUUCAGUUCUUUUUGUUACCGUAAACUGAUUUUUGAAGAGUGCAAUAACUCGCAUAUUUCAAAAACAUGAAAAAAACAUUUUUUUAUGAUAACUUAUUUGAAAUCAUAUUUUUAUUAUAAAAUGUUUUUUUCCAGUUCUGAGAAACUUCCUAAUUAAAGUUAUUAUCAAAAAAAUAAAGCCGGUUUCAAUAAGAAAUUUUUUUGAGAAUUUUUCUUGAAAAUGAAUCUCAAAAAGAGUUUCAAACUCUAUUCUUUCUGAAAAGAAAUAACUAAUUUUGGAUUUAUUCGGAGGGUUUUUGAAAUUGCGAAGCGGUAGAGUCAACGUGGCUAGCAUCACGUAAGCGCGCAUCCUUUGCAGUUUUACUUUUGUUUAUUUUAAAAUUCUUCCUUUCUUUAUAGUUUUUGAUAUAUCCAUGUUGUCCCUUCAGUUAACACUUCGAAUGGGUUUUUUUUUGUAAAAUUUGCUCAUUAAGCUGCUAUAACUUAAUUAUGCUCUUGUUUCUAUCUUUGUAAUCCUUGUGCUUAAAAAAGCUUAAACUAACCGGGAUUUGAAUACUUUUUUGUCUUUUUGUAAUUUGUUUUAAUGCAUUGAAUCGCAUUCAGGAACCCUGCGAGCUCUCAAGGAGAACGGGAUGAUGGUAAAAGAAAAGAACCCAGAACAAAAUAAUGAGCAUGAAGGUUUUCCUUUUGGGUCACAUUUUCUUUCAAGCCAGACUUUUAAGAGAAAGAUGAGCAUGAUGUUACUUUGGAUGCGGAUUUACUGAGAAAACAGCAACAGUUCAUUUCGACUAGCUGGAAAUCCCGUGUUAUGCUUUUGAUAAAACAAGGAAAAGUGCAGCGGGUUGGGCGACUGUCUUUUCGAAAAUAAUGGAGGUUUUGAGGAAGUAAGCGCUAGUUUCCCGUCCCUGGAUGAAAUCAUUCUCAAGAACUCCAAGCACACGGGCUAUCUCCAGUGCCGGAGGUGCCGGAUUCUGUUUAGCGUGAGCGCCGGAGGACACAUUCAGUACUGCACAUUGCAUGAAACCUUGAAAAGGAGACUUUUCAGACGCCAUGUCUCAACCAACUGCCCAUAUACAGCCGAAAAAUUACAAGAAGCCAUUGAAAACGAUCCCGAAACUGGUAGGAACUCUUAGAGGAAACGAGUUUUUUGUCAUGAAAAUGUUCGUUUCUUUGGACUUUCUGUCCUUUUAUGUCACUGCACUUACGGGUUUUUUUUAUUUCUCAAAUUCAUAUUUCAAUUAUGGAAUUUAUUUUAGCGUGUUUUCUUGAGAGUUUUUUCUGAAAAAUCUCACAAGAAAAUCUCAAAUCGGUCAAUAAAAAAGUAUAUCGCAUGUUCGAAUAAUAUUUUUAGCUUCUCUUCUUGAUAGAGUCCUUGAAGUAUCAUUAUUGAUUUUUCUUAGUGGUUUCGUUACAAAAUACAGUUCCUUUUUCUCUCUCAAUACAUGUUCUAUCGCUUUGAUUACUAUUCGUUGAUUAAAUAUGCUGCAUGACCCGAGGCUCGGAACGAAAAGAAUAAUCGAAAAGAAGACGAGACCGCUUCGCAAUGCAUGACCCUCGCGCAGACUUGUUUCUCAGAUAAAGAUGUACUAUGACUAGUUUGGAAUUUUUACUAAAGAUCUUUUUUGCGCGAAAUAUGUUUAUUUUCAAGGGACAAAAAAUUUUGGCUUAAAUUUUCGCAAAACCUGUUCAGAAAAUGUGCGACAAGUAUUGAUUUACGGAUUUAAAAUGACGAAUAUUAUUUUACUGAUAAAUCAUCUUCUUCUCGUUCAGGAUACGUAGUGGUGCAACCUUCGACGGGCCACGUCAACCGGACAGCUCGACCUGUGAAAGCACAUCCAGCCGCGGCCAACGAAGACCCGACUCCAGCUCAAAAUUCAAAGUUUCCAUCGCUUCUCCUUUUUUUUUCUAACUCCUAUAUUCAGCAGCUUGCCGCCUGCUCGACCCUACAAUCAGACUCCAACGAGGCGAUUUAUUGUGAGUUUUCAAAGGAUUUUUUUUUUCUUCGCUAGUGCUCAUGAGCUUAAUGAAGACUUUAGCCAUAAAUCUUCCUCCCUUCGAAAACGUCUCCUUUCAUUUUCAAGAGAAUAUUCAGGUACACACUGGCCCCAAACACAGCAAUGGGUCGGCUGCACCUGGACAAUUUAUCGACAAUUCCACGGUUUCGGUAACGGCCAGUGGAAAUUCCGGGAUGGUUGGGCACAUCAAAAAAGGUGAAAUUUUGUCUUCAUAGGCUUUUUUUAAAAUCCUUUCCGAAUCUUUGAAGAAGUUCAGACUGGAUUUCAUAAAGGUUUUAAGGUUUGGUAAAGUGAGUAAAUAUGACUUCGAACAUUUCAGCAAGGUUAUGUUCAUUUUUGGCUUAUUUGCUAAACUUUUCGUAUUUUAUAGCACAAAUUGUCUAUAAGAUUUGAAAACUGGAAUUUUUACAGACCCAAGAACAAUGACAAUGCUCGUGGACACGUCGACGUGCUAUCAAAACGGCUCGGGCCAGAAAAUGUUCCGACUUUUCACGGUUCCGUCGAGCGCCAUGCAACAGCCGCACCAGGCGCCGUCGACAGGAGCCGCGGUCCCGACUUCGGUCGCCGAGACGCCCGUUUCCAUGACCGAAUAUGAGGGACAUCAUCGCAUGAUCGACCCUAUGAUUGACAGCAGAAGGUUUGGUUUCCAGAAGAAAACAAUUCAAAACAUUAUCGUCCCUGGUAAGUUGCCAAACCUCCAAGUAUCAAAAGAAGGUUAUCCCGAAGGUUAUUAUUUUUUUUUUCAAGCCUUUUGUAAAUAGGAAAAUUCCAUAUACAAAUGAACAGCUUAAGUUAGACUCAAUCUUUGGAAGUAAAUCGUGAGAAUGAGAAAAGUCAAAAUAAAACUCCAUUUCCUCACUUCUUCCAUUUUUGUUUUCUAACUGGAAGCUUCUGAUCAAACUCGUAAGGAUUCUUCAUUUUAACUUUUUUUUCACUAAAUUCAAACGUCCUUAUUUGAAGCCAACGUCUAAAAAAUUCAUUGCUGACAGGAGCAAACUCUUUUUCAAAGCGAUUUUCAGUGCGCCGCCGCCAAGGAAGAAAAUAGCGAUGUCGAUGCCCCAGAGACACGGAAGUCCGUCGACGUCGCACCACGUCAUGACUUCUGUCGCUUCUCAUCAUCCUUCCAGUCAGUUUUUUCGAAUGGUCCGAAAUAGAGAAUGUAUCGAGUCAACCACGGUGGAUUUUCUAAAAUUCCUCUUUGGAAACUGUAAUCUAACGUGCGCAGAAAGUUCAUAUCCAUAAUUUUAUUGAAACGGGAUUCUUUUGAAGUAUUGAAAAAGGCGAUUAAAAAAGCUUUCCCCCUUUCAAAAUUUGUUUGAAGGACUACCAAAUCCAUCGUUUCUUUCUUGAUAAAAACUUUAUUGCUCAAAUUUUUUUCAUUUAGAAAGAAUUAAAAUUUGUCUUAUAUCAUAGAUUUUUUUCAAAGCUUUUUAAAAAAAUUAAGUUGAGAAAUUGGGUUCUUAAGGGAGAAUUCGAACAUUUUCUACGAGCUUAUCUUUCUGAUUAUAAUUUUUUUCAAGUGUAAAUUGAUUCGAGUUUUGAGAAGUUUGAUGUAAAUUUUCUGUAUAAGCUAUUUGAAACUGAGCUUCGUAAAAAAUCGAAGAAGUUCUGUUUCUCCAGAUUACGCCCAACAUCCGAACGCCCACCACAUCUCUUCGAACACGAACGCCGUCUUGGCGAGUACGUUGAGACACUCUUUGGACGGCCUUCUGACGUCUGGGACCGAGGACGAAAUCAUCGAGGACGGAAUCCAGGAGGACACCCUCGUCAUUGAUCCCACUGGUCCAGACUCAUUCCAGCCAUCUUUUUUCCACAAGAUAUGGUUUCAGAGGAAGAAUCUCCGUUGUUAAGCGAAUCUCCUGAGCUCAGCUCGUGUAUGAUCAGCGGUCAGCAGACGAUCCAGCCGAGAACUUCCAUCCACCAUCAUCAUCAUCAUUCCAUGGGUUAGUUUGAAGAUAUGAACUAAUACGGAUGAUAAAUAUGAGAUCAAUCCAUUUUGCAUCCAUUUUGUUGCUUUGAGGUGAAAAUUUCGAAAAUAAAGGUUUUUAGGAAAUUGGACGCCUGGAGGCUAAGGCUACAUUAAGACUGAGAAAAACUCGUCAAGCAUGAGGCUAAAAAAGAUGCGAAAAUGAAGAGAAACGACGCGAAAAACUUUAAGGAAAAUAUAAUUUUUGAAAAGGUUUUCCGAAACCAUUCAAUUUUGUUAAAUUAAACGUGAUUCAUCCUUGUGUGAAUCGCAUGUUUCAAACUACACCAGAGCAAAAAGAGAACGGGAGUUACAGUUUCAGCACGGAGGAGCUCUCCGGACGAAGAGCCGGCGAUGAUCAACAGCCCGUCUCAAUACGACUCUGAUUUGCAGUUCCAACAACUCAUCAGCAGCCAUUUGAGCCGAAUGAACGAUGAUGAUGUUAGUUUUUCUGAAAUUAUUGAAAAGGGAUCAUCAGAGAAAGGAAACUAUUUAUUCCAAGUUUCAUCUCGGAGACUACGAUCAUUUAUGCGGCUUUUUUCUUUCAAUAUUCAAUAUUCAAACCCUUUUUCUUUUACGAAUGUGAAUUUUUUGAGUAAACAACUGCUUUUAGAAAAUUUGAAGUUUUUCAAAACUUAAAUAAUAAGGACAAAAUGGAGUCCUAUGCCUAGAAAACAUUCAUUUUAAAAGUGAGAAAAACUUUAAUUAUUUUCUUUUUUGGUUUUAAAAUAACACAACAAGUCCAAAAUCACUCUCCAAUAACCCGAAAUCUAACUUUGCCCUCUUUUACAAAUUUUAUGUUUAGAAAGCGAUAAUGAAGUACAACAUCCAACGGAUAAUGCUCGACGUGAGAUUCGGUUCUGGAACUUCAAAUAGAAUAGUUCAUGUAUGAUUCCCCUCAUUGUGAAGAAUCUCAAGUGCUUUUUUAGGAAGAAGAAGUGGAAAUUUCGGACGUCGUCUCUCACGAAAUGGUUGGCGAUCCAGAUGAACCCCAUUGAUUUUACAUAAAAAUUAUAAAUACUUUUUCCUCGUUCCUAUCAUCACAUUCCAAAUUAUUUAUUUCGUUAUCAAUUUUUUUUUCUUUGUCAAGAAACUUGCAUCUCAUUCAUUGUCUCCAGUGAUAUCUAAGUAUCAUAUUCACUUUAUCCUUAACUUCAUGAGCUUUGUGUUAAUUUCUAAUGAUUUGUUCUCUUUUACGAUUGUAUCGAUCGGGUCGGGCAUAAUUUUGUUCUUUUCUCUUUUCUUAAUCUGAUAUGUUCGUUAUGCUCGGAAUAUAUGUCUCCAAUCUAUUGAAACAUUUUCUUAUACAAGAAAUCUCAUGAAACUAUGGAAAAUAAUGAAGAGAACAUUUUGGUUUUUUUUAAUGAUGAGCAAUAUUUAUGAACUGGAAAAAAGAAAUGGAUUGAAAGGUUAAUAAUAACAUUUAUAUACUUACAAGCAGAACAAAAUAACACGUACAAGAAUGGUUCGAGACCGAAAAAAAAGGUUAGGAAAAAAACACUAGCAGAAAAAGAAAAGAACAGCUCCCAUUGGAGAUCUGAGAUAGUAGUGAAUUUAUUUUACGACCAAUUUCGCGGAGAGGUUUCUUAAUCCUCCAACUUUUUUCUCUCCUAUUUCCCUGUUGAGUUUCAGUUGUUUUAAUGUGAUUCAAUGACGCAAGUUACGUAAAUAUGCUUGACAAAGGCAGGAGACGACGCUUGACCCGAAGGAGUUGCGCAAGCGGCGCAAAAUUAAUGAAAAGGCUCUCGUUUGGGCUGCCGCCAGGCAUAUCAAUUACAGGUUGAGAGGAUGCGCGGUAAUCUCCCGGGAAGCGGCGGCCGGAAAAGGGAUUACUUACCGUCCAGUAUUUGUUCAACAAUCCAAGGAUUCGGCCACUUUAUUAGGUGCUAAGGACAGUCGAGGCUUCGGAAAGAGCUUUUUCUCGUUUUGAUAGGUCCUCUUGGUUGUUCUUUUCUAACUAAAGAAAAAACCGUUCUUGCUGGAUUUUCAAUGAGCGAAAACAUAUUGAAUGAAAGUCUCUUGGCGACGUUCUCAUUGUUUUUUGGACUGUACUGGAAUACCUUGAAACCGGUUUCUGAACGAAUUGUGGAAGAUUCGACCCCUGUCAUUCCUAUGCUCAAAUGUAAUAUUGAUGCAACUACAAAGUGAAAAAAUAAACUCAAACGAAGUAAGAAAGGGAAAAUCUAGAUUUCGGAAUCGUGAAUCUAUUCACAGUUUUCCAAAUAGAAAUAUCGAAUUAAAAAUAAAUAAGUUACUCGAAAAGAGCGUAUAAAUUUAACAAUUUAUUUACAAAAUUACUUUUGAAUUAUAGAUUUCUAGACCUCAGAAGUCAAAGCCUUCAUCUUUCACUCAAUACCGACAAGUUCAGAGGCUAAACAGGAACAAACGAACUCUCACUGUUCAUUAAUCAUCAAAACGAAGAAAUUGGCUGCUGUUCAUGGAAUGGAAGAUGUGACCUGAAGCUCUCGGAUUGCGGUUCGUCGGCACGUUUUCCGCGACAAACACGGCCGACACUUCAUUAGUGCGGCCGACCCCAUAUGUUGCUAAUAAGAUUAAUCAAGUCAUAGUGGAGUCAAUCGAGGCGCGAGAAAAACAGUCCGCACCUACCGUACUCCUUUUCUGUUCGUUGGCGCAUCUUUGCAGCCGUUAUUUGCAUUUGUAUCGUGCCACACGGCUUCGGCAGUAAUAAAGAAGCGGCUAAGAUGUUCCCGACGGAGACGGACUACGGCUGGAUUAUACGAUCACAACGUGUAUUGUUCCGAUUGGAGCCAACUGAAGGCGGCUCUUUUUGGCGGGACACUUUUGCUCCGGGUUUUUGAGCCACCGGUUGGAGAUACUGUCGCUGUACAGAGAUGAAAAAUAUGAAUAGACAGAUUCAAGAAUCUUUUGUUGCAGAAAUAUAUCGAUGACCUCGAACCCGAUUUAAAGAUAUUUUGUCCGGCCUUAUAAACAUCAAUUUUAAGCUUUGAAAGUCGAUGUUUAAAAUAUUCAUUUCUAGGACUUUUUUUACUUUCACCUUUCAUUAGUUUGUAGCCUCAUUUUCACAUUUUUCACACACACCUUCAAGAAACCUUGUGAAGGAUCUCAGAAGAUUUUAGAAAAAGCUCAAAAUCAAAAAAAGAAAAAUUAAUCACCCUCAAAUUUGAUUGAGAACUAAAUUUUUUGAGAGACUUGAGUCCAGUGAAUCUUCGAAAAAUUUUGAAAAAGUCAAUCCAAACCUUGAUACAGCUCCAACAAAGUCAAAAUAUUAUAAAUGAGAGUUGAUUCUCCUCCAAUGCCCUGACUUCAAAAGCUCUCUGCUUCUGACCAUUUGGUCUUUUCUCGAAACGCCGUCAUAAAUCCAGGACGGAGCAAAAGAGCCGCGUCGAAAACCGCUGCGGGGUGCCUUCCACGGUGGCCUAAUGAAAAUCGCGGCGCUGAUGGAUCACUGGGACGGGCAAGGCGGCGCGGCGUCUUCUGUACUGUCAGUCAUGCGUUUCACACUCGACCAGUCAGCCAUUAUGCUAAUCCAAUUGAGGUUCGCGCCGUUCCGAGACCAAUUACGUCACAUGCUUCGAGCCUCGGCUGUAAUUACAAGCCGAAACAACUUCGCCUCACCGCUGAUCCAACUUUUUGUACAACUUCUGGAAGAGCUAUGGUUAGAUCUAGUGUUAAAGAAGCUUUCAUAAAAGCCGAAGAGCUGAUUCCAGUGGAAGUUUAUAGGUCUGCUUUUUUGAAGAGUAGCUCUAGGAAGAACCAUAGUUGUCGAUUCAUCUCUCUUGACUCAAGUUGCAGCGAGUGGAGGAGGACGAGCUCAAGCUCUAGUGGAAGACUGAGCAAACAGUCUCAUGCUGUCGGGUCAGCCCGAUUUAUGGCACGUGUCUUCCGCUUUUAACACAUAUUCCUCUUCAGAAAGUUGCCAUUCAGUCGACUUUAAGUGGGUGAAUCCACUUCCCAACUGAUACUUACCGAAAAUUGGGCGAUAACAGGUGUCCAAGCGAAAAUGUAGGAUUGAAAUUUUACCUUACUCAAUUUGUCCUAAACUAAUUCGUUGAGCCUUUAGUUAUUUCCACAUAGAAAAAAAUCUCGCAGGGAAUAUGAUCCUGUUAUCAUCAAAAAUUGCUUUCCAGUGAAAAACUCAAAUGAAUUCUCGAGUUUCCAAGUCCUUAAAAAAAUAUCGUUGAAUAGCAAAGAACUCAGUAUAAAAAACCGAAAUAGUAAAUAAUCUGUAUACUGAAGAUAAUAAAUUUAACGCAGCUUGGGGCAAAGAUGCUGUAGACAUCUAAAACUAUCUUUUCUGCGCCCUCUCCCUAAAGAAGAAAAUGAACCAAAUUGAAUAGAACGAAGAAAUUUUUUUGGAUUCUGAAUAGCAAAGCACCCUUGUCUCUCAAAAUCUCAAGCCAUUCAAAAAACGAUCUAUUCAUUGUUUCGAGCCCACUCAAAGUGCCUCCAUGAUGUAACGAAGAACUGGUUACCUAACAAAAACCGGGAAAAGGAUAAUCCAGCGUAGAACAGACGAAAAAAGGCGUCAAUUGACCUAAGCACUCGAAGGUUUCGAGAGGGUGCCAGCAACAGUUGUCCACUCGGUCCGAUUAUCGAGGAGCAGCCAGUUGAGAGGCCAAAAAACGGUAAUUAUGCGCAGAGCUGUUGCCAGCUAUUGUGACCUGGGUUAAGAGGCAAUUAUGAUAAAAAAUUGAGAGUAACCCGGUCAUUGAGAGUGCGCCAAACUCUUGAUUAUUGUACACGUUUAAUUGACUGAUCGAGGCAUAGCAUUAUUAGUGCACUUCCGGCUAAAUUGUUGCUUUCAACUAAUUGAAGACUUUAAAUAUCCCUCUAAAAGUCCAAUUCGUGAUUUUUUCUAAAACUAGGUCUGUCCAAAAAUAGCUCAUCCAAUUGAACUUUAAAAUCGAGUUGAAACGUUGACGCUUUUCGAAAGCCGAAUUCUGAACUUAAAAUUUAAAAAAAGCCGAUUGAAGGCAAAAUUAAUGUUUUUUUGUUGAUUAUAGAGAUAAGAUAGCUCAAACAACGUCGGAUUCGCUUCGCUUGACGAAUUUUUUUAGCGUAAAAACUUUAACAUAGGUCGUUUUUUUCCAGCUUUAAAGUGAAAAUAGCAAAAUUAAAGCUGAAUAAGCGUUCAUUGUGGUAUUCCCAUCAAUCGAAAUAUUACGCUUAAAACCAUGUAAUUUUUUUAAGAAUAGAAAGAUAUUUAACCGUUUGAUUUCAAUCAAAAAAAUAGUUUGAAACCUUGAGAUAGAAAAAAAGUUUAGAAGGCCCAAAUUUUUUUCCUACCUAAAUUUAUAAAUAAAAGCCAAAAAAACACCAAACAAAAAAAUAAUAUAAAAACACAAAAAUAAUAAUAUUUCUUUGAACUUCUACAAGUGAAAAUUUCGCUCUACUAUCCACGAUUGUACUUUUCACUGUAAAUCGCCUUUCCAUGGCUUGAGUCUUCCGUUGCAAACUACAGUAAUCCUGGAGAUGGGAGGAGCCAGCCGCGCCGCCCCUCUCGGUUCGGAGCCGACCGCCCGGGAGCAUCAUUCGCGCAGAGCUCAGCGCCAACAGGCGGUCAGCUCGGUUCACUGUCCUUUUUUAUCUUUCAUAUGCAAAAGCUCUUUUUCAAUACUUAGUAAUGUCAGCAAUUUGAUUGAAGUUUUUCGGCACAAAAUCUAGGACUUUCCUUUUCUAGCUGCUUCUUCCUUCAAUUUAACCCUAUGCUGAAAUUUAUCAAAUUCUUCAACCUGAUUUAUUAUAGUCACCUCCACCUCUAAAAAACCAGCUCAGCCCGAUUUUUAUUCUUUAUUAUAGAGAAAACCCUCUCAAUUUCUCCUUUCCCGCAGUCGCCCGAAAAUGUAUACCGUUUAGUUCUCUGAAUCCAAUCUUACAAAGACUUUUUCUCAAUUUGCAGUAAGCUUUUCGAAAUGGCGCCUUCGACCUCUUCGUCUUCGUCGUCGCCGGAAGUCGGUGACCAGAUCAAGCGCAAGCAGCGGCGGAUCAAGGCCAACGGCCGAGAACGAGCCCGAAUGCACGGCCUCAACGACGCGUUGGACGUCUUGCGGCAGGUGAGACCACCACCUUUUAUGCCUUUCCGGCGCCCAGGGAAAACGGCUGUCUAAUGAGUCCUGACAUCGAGACGUAAUUGUGGUCAGACCAAAAAGAAAUCGAAAAGGGCUUGUAUCCGAGAACAUUUUGAAAGAGUUUUACCUUCUUAAAAGUAAAUGGCUGAAACCGCUCAAACCAGAAAGCGGAAGGAGUUUUUCCAAUACAGGAAACUUUCGUAAGAAUCAUACAGAACUACUAAUAACUUUCAAAUUAAUGUAAAAUAUGAAGAACUCCAUCAUUUUUUUUGUAAACUUUUUGUUUUUUAGAUUUUUUGGAAACGAAUCAGUUUUCCUAUGAAUUUCUUAAAAAUUUGGCUCAAAGUCUUGAAUCACCUAGAAUCCGACUUCGGAAUUUAACAAAAAUAAUUACAUUAUAUUUCCAAUCCUAAUUUCAAAAGAAUAUCAAUUUCAGUACGUGCCGCUGACGACGCAACACCAGAAGUUGAGCAAAAUUGAGACACUACGGCUGGCACGGUGAGAAUUGCAUAACUUCUGUUUGUAAAACGCUAUUGGCCUGGAGCAAAUCUAUCAAAUUACCCGGGGUUGACAUGAUGGCACUAGGCCAUAUCACGUGUUGCUCAUGUUAACAAACAAACACCAUUUUGGUUGCCAAACAGAAGCUCGAGCACACGUGCAACAGUAUCACUGCGAUCCGAGCAAAUAAACCUCAUUCUGGGUAGUUUUUGGAUUUUUAUGUGGCGAAAGUUCUGAGCGAUUCGAAUUUUGAGAAGUCCAGCUGAGCUCAUUUCCUCAGUGCGCAGGUCAAAUAGGGUAAUAAACGGGGGUUGCGUAAUGAGAACGUAAACCGCUACGAAUAUUUUCUUGACAAUUAUACGGAUCUCAUCACUGACCAGAAUAUUAAAACAUUAAAGUCAUUGUGAAACUUGAAAUUUUCUUUAAAAGUCUUUCAUCAGCCGAAAAUUUUUCAAUUCAAUAAAAAUCUCCUAUUUAACUUUCUUCUUCAAUCAAAACUUUAAUCAAAAUCCGUCAGUUUUUUUUCUAAAUCUAUUAACUGAACAGUUUAUGAAUAAAAAGCUAACUCCUGACUAGGAAUCUAGAACUAAGAUGCUACACGGAAACUCAUUUCAAGACAUUACCCAAAACGUGUGUUGCCAGAAGAUGCAUUUUAAUUACCGCCAACUGUUGCGCGAAACGGUUUUUAUUGCGAAUUCUUGGUGCUUCAUUCCAAUUUUGGCGCAUGACGUCUGCAAAGCCAUAACAUGAGUAAUAAUCGGCAAUAAUUUGCAGAAACUACAUCGGCGCCUUGCAACAAAUGCUGCAGUCUGGACGUCAGCCGACGCCUCUCGAGUACGCCCAUCAGCUCUCCUUCGGCCUUUCCCAAACCACCACCAACAUGCUCGCCAACCUUCUACAGGUAGUCCCAAUUCUACAUGGUUGACAAUUUCUAUCGAUCAAUUUUCUGUAUUCCUCUUACUAGAAAAGAGUCUGAAGUUACAGUCAGACUAGGAUUGCUGAAUUGAUCCGAUUUCCUGGUUCUUGAAAUGACAGUUUUUGAGCACAAAUCUAGAAAUUGCGAGAGAAACUGCAUGUCUCAUUCAAAAUGGUCUUAUUUUUUAAUGAAUUCCAGUUCGAAAUUAUUGAGACAUUUCUUUAAAUACCUAGUUGGACUUUCUGAUAAAUAUUGAUAAACAUCUUCUUUUACAGGUUCAACCGCGGAUGUUACUGCCUCCGAGUGGACUUCCUGUCUACGAACAGCCGUCCUUCUCGCCUUGCAGUUCGGCCUACUCUCCAGUGGCUCCUUCGGCCGUUCAGCCGCCGAUCACCGGAUCUCCUCCGUAUUUCUACGCAGCCGACGCUGCUCCGCCGCAACCUAACUUCGGAUAUCCACAAGGGUCCGAGUCCCACUAUCAUUGUUCUCCAACCAACAACAAUUAUCCUUACUCUUUAUGA
Caenorhabditis auriculariae is the source of this 14861-nucleotide messenger RNA. NCBI's taxonomy places the organism in Eukaryota, Metazoa, Nematoda, Chromadorea, Rhabditida, Rhabditidae. The record is from the annotation of a GenBank genome assembly.